AGUAACUAUGUUGCUGCUGGAGAUCAAUGAAGCCCGGUGAAUGGGGGCCGAGCGCGAGCGCCAGCGCGUAGCUGAAGCCCGGCGCCCGGCGGUGGUGGUGGAGGGCUGCAUUCAUUAAUGAAACUCUUGAGUUCUUCCUGAAUUGCCAGUUUUCAGCCUCCUCAUGCCUCCAUCUCCUUUAGACGACAGGGUAGUGGUGGCACUGUCUAGGCCCGUCCGACCUCAGGAUCUCAACCUUUGUUUAGACUCUAGCUACCUUGGCUCUGCCUCUCCAGACAGUCACAGCCAUCCCCCUGCCAUUGCCACGGCUGUUGUGACCCUCAAGGCUGCGAAUCUGACGUAUAUGCCCUCAUCCAGCGGCUCUGCCCGCUCUCUCAAUUGUGGAUGCAGCAGUGCCAGCUGCUGUACUGUGGCCAGCUACGACAAGGACAGUCAGGUCCAGACCCAAGCCAUUGCCACCGGCACCACCAUUGGAACCUCUACCACCUGCCCUGCAACCCAGAUGGUCAACAACAAUGAGAACACAGGCUCUUUAAGUCCAUCAGGUGGGGUGGGCAGUCCUGUGUCGGGGACCCCCAAGCAACUAGCCAGCAUCAAAAUCAUCUACCCCAAUGACUUGGCGAAGAAGAUGACCAAAUGCAGUAAGAGUCACCUGUCCAGCCAGGGCCCUGUUAUCAUUGACUGCAGGCCCUUCAUGGAGUAUAACAAGAGUCACAUCCAAGGAGCUGUCCACAUUAACUGUGCCGAUAAGAUCAGCCGGCGGAGGCUGCAGCAGGGCAAAAUCACGGUCCUAGACUUGAUUUCCUGUAGGGAAGGCAAGGACUCUCUCAAGAGGAUCUUUUCCAAAGAAAUCAUAGUUUAUGACGAGAAUACCAAUGAGCCGAGCCGGGUGAUGCCGUCCCAGCCUCUUCACAUAGUUCUGGAGUCCCUGAAGAGAGAAGGCAAGGAGCCUCUGGUGUUGAAAGGUGGACUCAGUAGCUUUAAACAGAGCCAUGAAAACCUCUGCGACAAUUCCCUCCAGCUCCAGGAGUGCCGGGAGGGGGGCGGCGGCGCAUCUGCGGCCUCCAGCACGCUACCUCAGCCUGUCCCCACCACGCCCGACAUCGAGAGCGCCGAGCUGACGCCCAUCCUGCCCUUCCUGUUCCUGGGCAACGAGCAGGACGCUCAGGACCUGGGCACCAUGCAGAGGCUGAACAUCGGCUACGUCAUCAACGUCACCACUCACCUGCCCCUCUACCACUACGAGAAAGGCCUUCUCAACUACAAGCGGCUGCCCGCCACCGACAGCAACAAGCAGAACCUCAGGCAGUACUUUGAAGAGGCCUUUGAGUUCAUUGAGGAAGCUCACCAGUGUGGCAAGGGGCUUCUCAUCCACUGUCAGGCCGGCGUGUCCCGCUCUGCCACCAUUGUCAUCGCCUAUUUGAUGAAACACACCCGGAUGACCAUGACUGAUGCUUACAAAUUUGUCAAAGGCAAACGACCAAUUAUUUCCCCAAACCUCAACUUCAUGGGGCAGUUGCUGGAAUUUGAGGAAGACCUAAACAAUGGUGUGACCCCUCGGAUCCUUACACCAAAGCUAAUGGGUGUGGAGACCGUUGUGUGACAGUCCUGUGACGGUCAGCAGGAUGGAAGGGGUUACUUCUCUGCUUGGAGAUGAACAGGAAGGAAGAUGGAUUCUGUUUUGUUUUGUUUUGUUCUUUUCUGUUCUCUUAUCUUUUUUUUCUUAAGUUGGGGGGCAAAUGCUUGUAAAUGGAAACAAACUUGUCUAAAGACAUUUUAUUUUUAACAAGUAUGAGGAGACUAUAACUCCUGAUGCCACUGAGCUUGGCUUCCCUCAGACUCAUCAUUCAGGGAGGCUAAAGAGGUUACUUUCUAAAGCCAAUAAUAAAAGUCUAAUAAAACUU
Molecule: messenger RNA, 1904 nt
Organism: Jaculus jaculus (lesser Egyptian jerboa)
Lineage: Eukaryota; Metazoa; Chordata; Mammalia; Rodentia; Dipodidae
Gene: Dusp10
Product: dual specificity phosphatase 10
Exons: 4
Coding region: 164-1603 (479 amino acids)
Biological process (GO): protein dephosphorylation; negative regulation of JUN kinase activity
Cellular component (GO): cytosol; cytoplasm
Molecular function (GO): protein tyrosine/threonine phosphatase activity; MAP kinase tyrosine/serine/threonine phosphatase activity
Source: RefSeq, a predicted model, not a curated record